This is a messenger RNA of Iphiclides podalirius (scarce swallowtail), 1161 nucleotides long. The record is from the annotation of a GenBank genome assembly. Lineage: Eukaryota; Metazoa; Arthropoda; Insecta; Lepidoptera; Papilionidae.
AUGGGGCGCGGGAAAGAACCUGAACCGCCGUGCAGCAAUCCAGUGGAGGCAAAGAAGCACCGAGAUGAGGCAGCGGGGCACUCUAAGAACGGAAACUACGAACGGGCCUUAACCUCCCUGGCCAAGUUACGUAACAACACUUCACCGCCUCGUGUGGAGCCCGAUAUGGACAACGGUGACACCGCGGAGGCCCAAAUCCGGUCCAUCCUCGGCCCCACCAAGGACGCUGAGUUCCUCCAGAGCUUCGUUCGCGUGGGCGUCGGCGAUGACGAGGACGAGCCCGCCCCGAAGGCGUCGAUCAGCAAGCGGGCGCCGGCCCCCGCGGAGAAGGUCGACAGCGCUGACGAAGACAAGCAGCCCAGAGAGAGGAGGGAGUCGGCGAGGCCGAAGAGGCACAGCUACCGCCGCCAGCCGAAGCGCGAGAGGAGACGGCGCGAAGAAGAGCUGUACACGGACAAAGACAGGGCGGCCGCCGUGGUCAUGGGCUACAAGGACAUCAAGCUGUCCCUCAACAUGAAGGACAAAGCGGAGAGGAGCAGCGCUCUUCAUCUGCCGGCUGAGGCGGACGCGAACGCCCUCCUAGCGCUGGCGAGGGCCGAGUUGACGAGGGAACGGUACCGCACCGCACUUUCGUUCGUCGAUAAGGCUAUAGAACUUGCUCCAGAGGAGAAGGCGGCGUACGUUGCGCGCAGCAAAUGCUACCUGCUGCUAGGCGAACCGCAGGCGGCCUUGGCCGACGCAGAAACAGCGCUCAAACUGGACCCCAAACACGCGAGGGCCCUGCUGCAGAAAGCCGAGGCGUUAUACUACUGCGGCGAGUUCGAAAUGAGUCUAGUGCAUUAUCACCGCGGCUUAAGGUCCCGGCCCGACUUGAGUGACUUCAGGCUCGGUGUUCAAAAGGCUCAGGAAGCAAUCGAAAACACCAUCGGAGCUGCUAAAGCCACAAAGAAGACAAAUAAACGCAAAAGCGAAAAACCGUCGAGACCAGUAUUAGGACAGUUAAUGUCCGAUAAAAUAUACCUUGAGAAUCUGCUCAAGAAUCCGGAUCUCGCUAUCGCCGAUAAGAAGAACGAUGUUGUAAUGAAACAGGCUGGAGAGGCAAUAAGGUUUUUGGAAAACAGAGAAGAAUUCUGGCGUCAGCAACAGACCGCAAAGAAAAAG